This is a messenger RNA of Monopterus albus (swamp eel), 5399 nucleotides long. It is a transcript of the gene strn3, whose product is annotated as striatin, calmodulin binding protein 3. The record is from RefSeq and is a predicted model, not a curated record. Lineage: Eukaryota; Metazoa; Chordata; Actinopteri; Synbranchiformes; Synbranchidae. Bases 1 to 2142 code for a protein of 713 amino acids. The transcript has 17 exons. Gene Ontology annotation, cellular component: dendrite. Gene Ontology annotation, molecular function: calmodulin binding; protein-containing complex binding; protein phosphatase 2A binding.
AUGGAGCUGUCCCAUCAUGCAGCGCGGCUGGGUUCUCGGUGCUCCCACUGUGAUCAUUAUUUCCAGGGAGAGAGAGAGAGAGCACAGCAGCAGCAGCAACAACAGGAAAAAAACAGCAGCGCUAAUCCGCCGAUCGGAGGUGGCGGCGUAGUCAUGGUGCCGGACGAGCUGCCCCGGCCACAGCAGCAAUACACUAUUCCCGGUAUCCUGCACUACAUCCAGCACGAGUGGGCCCGGUUCGAGAUGGAGAGGGCACACUGGGAAGUGGAGAGGGCCGAGCUCCAGGCGAGGAUAGCGUUCCUGCAGGGCGAGAGAAAAGGCCAAGAGAACCUGAAGAACGACCUGGUUAGAAGAAUAAAAAUGUUGGAAUAUGCUUUGAAGCAGGAACGAGCAAAAUAUCACAAGUUAAAGUAUGGAACAGAGCUGAACCAAGGGGAGAUGAAGAUGCCGAGCUUCGACUCAGACACCAAAGAUUCUGAGGUCUCUGCUGUUCCUGCCAACAGUCAGCUCACCUGGAAACAAGGAAGACAACUACUCAGACAGUACCUGCAGGAAGUGGGCUACACAGACACCAUCCUGGACGUCCGCACUCAGAGGGUUCGCUCUCUGCUCGGUCUGUCGUCCUCCGAGCAGAACGGGUCUGUGGAGAGCAAAAACCUGCAGCACCUGAUCAAUGGGACGGAGCGCCGCAAGGACAACAAGAGGAGUCCAGGUGACGUUUUGGAGACAUUCAACUUCCUGGAGAACCCCGAGGACAGUGAUGAGGACGAGGAUGAGGAGGGCGACCUGAUGGAUGACAUCAGCACAGACAGACACCACCGAACCAAGAAACACAAGCCCAAGGUGGGGAACGAGGGCUUGGCGUCGGAGGACGAUGCUGACACAGAGGAGGCUCUGAAGGAGUUUGACUUUCUGGUGACGGCCGAGGACGGGGAGGGAGCGGGCGAAGCUCGGAGCUCUGGAGAUGGAACAGAGUGGGCUGAGCCUCUACCGUUUCGUACCGGUGGGGGGAAGUCCUUCCUGCUGGGGGGGUCGGAUGACGUGUUGGAGAGUGUGCUAGGACUGGGCGACCUCGCUGACCUCACCGUGGCCAAUGAUGAAACGGAUUACAACUACGAUCUUCCGUCCAAUAAGGAGUCUUCGUUCAGGAAGACAUGGAACCCCAAGUACACGCUGAGGAGCCACUUUGACGGCGUCCGAGCGCUGGCCUUCCACCCGGUCGAGCCCUGCCUGGUCACCGUGUCCGAGGACCACACCCUUAAACUGUGGAACCUCACCAAGACUGUCCCUGCCAAAAAAAGUGCCUCAUUUGAUGUGGAGCCCAUCUACACUUUCAGAGCCCAUGUCGGUCCAGUGUUAUCGCUGGCGAUGACCUCCAGUGGUGAGCAGUGUUUCAGUGGAGGUAUUGACUCGACUGUCCAGUGGUGGAACAUCCCCAGCUCUAAUGUCGACCCCUACGACACCUACGAUCCCAGUGUCCUGGCAGGGUCGUGGACGGGGCAUACGGACGCCGUGUGGGGAUUGGCUUACAGCGGCAUCAAAAACCGCCUCCUGUCCUGCUCGGCCGACGGAACGGUGAAGCUGUGGAACCCGACGGAGAAAAACCCCUGCAUCAGCACUUUCAACACAAACAAAGAGCAUGGCAUCCCCACAUCGGUGGACUUCAACGGUUGUGACCCCGCCCACAUGGUGGCGUCCUUUAACAGUGGAGACGUGGUGGUGUACGACCUGGAGACUUCCCAGCAUGCACUGGUGCUGAAGGGGCAGGGAGACAGCACCCUCCCAGGGUCAAAUCAUAUCAAUAGGGUGGUCAGUCAUCCCACGCUGCCGGUCACCAUCACCGCUCAUGAAGACCGACACAUCAAAUUCUAUGAUAACAAGUCAGGUAAAGUGAUCCAUGCCAUGGUGGCUCACCUGGACGCAGUGACCAGUCUGGCUGUGGAUCCAAACGGGAUCUACCUGAUGUCUGGCAGUCAUGACUGUUCCCUGCGUCUGUGGAACCUUGACAGUAAAACGUGCGUUCAGGAGAUCACGGCUCACCGCAAGAAGAGUGAGGAGGCCAUCUACGACGUGGCCUUCCACCCCUCCAAGGCUUACAUUGCCUCCGCCGGCGCCGACGCCCUCGCCAGGGUCUACGUCUAGAUGAGAAUGAGAAGAAGGAGAUGGCUGUGGGGCGAGAGACAGACACAGAGAGAGAGAGAGAGAGACAGGCCAGACUGUUCACACACAAACAGGAUUCAGGUCUGUUCAGGUCUCUGAACACAGAACACGUACUGAUGGAGGUGGGGGGGCGGAUGGUUCGCCCCGACGGACUGAAGAGACUGAGACGGUAGCGGGUCAACACGUAGCGGCUCAUCUGUCCUGUGACAUCAUCUCCCCCCUGUCUGAACAAAGCUCUGAUGACAUUACAUGGCCCCCACCCCCCAUGUUGACACUAGUGUAACCUCCAGAGCAGAGGGUGGAGUUAAAGGAAAAAUCCCCCGCCUCAGCUCAGUGAUGAUCUAGUUUGUGUCUGUGUCGGUGGCUCGGUAGGUCUUUCUUCUUACGGAAAGUAAACGUCAGGUUUGAGUGUCACCCCUUCACAGAACAUGAGCGCUGCCACGUUAGUGCCGCAGCAGCUGCUCCACAGUUACUGAUCAGUUCACCAGAUUGGUGUGGUGUCUUUGCUUUGGAAGUUCCCCUCAUCAUCUUAACCACAAGGUCCCAGACUGCCUGUUAAUGAACCCUCUAAAUAACGGACUCAUCGUCUUUUAUCAGGAACAAGUCCCGUUCGUCGCACUCGCCUCCUGUUGUUUUGCUGACAGAGCAGGGAUGUUGCUGAGGAUGUGCAGGUUGUCAGGUCCUCCACUCAUGACCGUUUAGACAAUCUUCUGUUUGCUUAGCUCCACUGACUGAACCUCGGAGCCUGCUGCAGUGAUGGAGACGUGCACUCCAGGCUGUGUCCGUACACUGUGAUGUUACCACCAUGAUCUCGGCAGAGAGGAGGAAACAAGGAACAAAUUCAGUGCAGAGAAGUCCGGAAACCUCACUCAGCAAAACACAGCAGGAUGCUGGGAAGAUGUUUAGCGACGAAGGCCACCGAGAUGUAACUGAGGGCAUUCUGGGAAAAGCAGCAGAAUAGGUUAACGCUGACUGAGGGGUAAACUCAGUAAAUGAAACGGUCUAAUUGCUGGAACAUCACCAACUGAGCGGAGGAACACGAGGGGGAUUUUUCCUUUAAGGUGGUUCAGCACAGGAACAGAACGUGAUGUUUUAACUCGCCCUGGUUUUUCUCUGUUUAACAACCAAAGCUUCAGUGAAAACACCUGUGAUCAGAUGAUAUCCUGUGUCUUAGGACAGAAAUGGAAUUGGAAAAACCAAAAGAGCUGCUGAACAAGUGUAGUUAAAAAUCUGAUCUUCUGUUUGUGUCUGUGCUGAGAUUUGAGCUGAUUGGAUGUAGACGAUUGGUUCAUACUCUCCCACCUCAGCCCCUGGUGGGCCAAUCAGAGCCCUGUGGUUAAACUCCACUGGCGUAACGAGCGAAGGAUUCAAACAUUAGCGUUAUUGUAAUAAAUCUAGUUUUUAUAAUCUUUUUAUAAAGGUCUCCACAUGAGGUCUCUGGCUACUCUUUGCUGUCCAGCCCUGCCAUCAUGAUGCUCACAGACCCCGCCCAUCUACUUGUCAUCAUUUCCUGUCACAUGAUGAGUUUCAGACCUUCGUCUGACAUGUGGACAGGAAGUCUGGUUCUUGUGUUCAGUUUCUGGAUCCUGACACAGACUUGAUGUAGAGAGGAGAAGAGAGAGGGAGCUGCAGAGGAGUGUUGAGACUCGGCCCAGGAGAAGGAGCAGUGUGCUCAUGCCCAUGUGGGGUGGAGGGUGGAGUCAGGAGCAAAACAGGGUUUGCACAUUUUCAUCAGUUGCCUCUGUCCUUUUAAUUAGGCGACACUGUCGAGUGCGAGCACAGGAGGAGCUGCUCAGAUGUUCUAGCUCUGCUGUCUUCAGUUUCAUGGUUUGGACUUUGUUUAAACCACUGACUGUAUAAAACAUGGACACCAUGACUGCUCCAAGAAGUCACUAUGACUCGAUCGCCCCCUGGUGGGUGGUUGCAGUACAGGUCGUAAACCCCGCCCCCUCUGUGUUGGUGGAUGGAACAUGAGGCAAACUAAAAUCUCAAAGUACAACUCAGAUAUGUUUUUCCUGAAGGUCACUUCUGUGGUGGAUAUUAUCACGCAGACGUGUCAACGAGUGGUCAUUUUUCUGGCAACUUUGUUUUUAACAAGUUAUUUGAUAUAAAAGAUGGGUGUAUUUCAUUUGAUUUGACGGGCCAGCUGAUAGGUCACUCUGCAACUCGACGCUACAGGGCAGAAUCUGGUUGCAAAAUGCCAAGAUGGCAGCCGCCGUGUUCUUGAUAUUUUGGUUUGGGUAGUGGAGGGAAGUGGUGACACGUUGUCCAUCUUUUAUGUACAGUCUAUGGUUUAAACACAUCCCUGCUCCCACUUUUUUAAUCUUUGGUUUUUACUUUAUGCAUGUAGCAAUGAAAAGACUGUUUUAAUCUUUCUAUUUAUAUUGAGACCCAUUACAGCAGAACUGUGAACUCUUAGAAGGUUUAGCAACAUUUUAUUUUGCCUGUCAGAUUUAUUUCCACAUAAUCUCCGAAGUUGUUUUAUUCUUAAACUAGCGCAGCUCCUACUCCGAGGUCAGCACCUGAACUGGUCCCAGUUUAAAGCUGCAGCUUCUGCUAAUAAACCAGUUUGGGUUUUCAGAGUGGUGCAGUGCUCCUGAACGCACCACCACACCUGUAAACAGGUGCCAAUGCCACAGGCUCGUACAGGAGCCUGGAGCGCCACCUGUGUGACUUGUCUUCUUCACUCCCUGCUCCUCCUCCUCGUCCUCAUAUCACUGUGUGACUCUUCACGUUGCUCACAUGUGACUUUUCACCACAGCAGUCGGCUUCUUUAUAUCACUGGACAUUUUUAGUCUCUGAGCUCCAGGAGAAACUGUUCAAUCAGAGGCUUCCUGGAACUGCCACCUGAUUGGCUCUGACACACGGGGAGUUAGAUUUUAUCUUUGUGGCUUGUUUGUUUUUAAUUUAAUUUUUUUAACAGAAGGGAUUUGUGACGCCAGCGGCUUCAGACUGAGCACGACUCCAAACGAGUCUCUCUCUCAUUUUCAUCCACGCUACAACUUACUGUGUAACUGAAGACUUUUUGUUUGUGUAAUGCAUGAUUACUACAGUUAAAGUAUUUUUUUCUAGUCUUCCAAAAAGGAUUUAAAAAGAAUCUGAUCAGUUUGCGAGUUUUGAUGAGUUUUGUAAGGUUUUUUUUUUGAUUGACAAACAAUUUUAAAGACUGUACCACAAAGCAGAAUACAACUGUUGAAAUGUAUAUAAAAUGUCUAUAACGAUUAAAUGGUGUACCUGUA